AUGAGCGCGGAAAAGGAAGAGCAGGACGCGGGCACGCGCGAGCUGCAAUAUGUGCAAUAUGAUGGCUCUCAAGAAGCGACAUAUCUCCCCGCCAUCCGCCAGCUCAUUUCCAAAGACCUCUCGGAACCGUACAGCAUCUAUGUGUAUCGGUACUUCCUGUACCAAUGGGGUGAUCUGUGCUAUAUGGCCCUCGACCCCUCCACCAACGCCCUCAUCGGCGUCGUAGUCUGCAAGCUCGAGCCCCACCGCUCUGGCACCUUCCGCGGCUACAUCGCCAUGCUAGCGGUGCAGGAAGCACACCGCGGCCGGGGCAUUGCCACGAAACUGGUCUGCAUGGCCAUUGAUGCCAUGGCAGCUCGUGACGCCGACGAGAUCGUGCUCGAGACCGAGGUCUCGAAUACGGCGAGCUUGAAGUUGUACGAGCGCUUGGGGUUUCUGAGGAGCAAGAGGCUGCAUCGGUAUUAUUUGAAUGGGAACGCGGCGUUUCGGCUGGUCUUGUAUUUGAAGAAGGGGACCGCUGGGAAGAGGCCGGAGGACGCGGGAGGGGGCUCGGGGAUGAGGAUGGAGGAGUAUAGGGGGUAUGGAGCGCCGCCGGGACAGGAGAGCGUCAUGAUGGGCCCCGUGAGCUGA
Trematosphaeria pertusa is the source of this 630-nucleotide messenger RNA. Its product is annotated as acyl-CoA N-acyltransferase. The transcript is spliced from 2 exons. Lineage: Eukaryota; Fungi; Ascomycota; Dothideomycetes; Pleosporales; Trematosphaeriaceae. Gene Ontology annotation, cellular component: NatC complex. The record is from RefSeq and is a predicted model, not a curated record. Gene Ontology annotation, biological process: N-terminal peptidyl-methionine acetylation. Gene Ontology annotation, molecular function: protein-N-terminal amino-acid acetyltransferase activity. The coding region runs from base 1 to 630 and encodes 209 amino acids.